Leishmania mexicana MHOM/GT/2001/U1103 is the source of this 408-nucleotide messenger RNA. Its product is annotated as putative poly-zinc finger protein 2. Gene Ontology annotation, cellular component: cytoplasm. The transcript has a single exon. The record is from RefSeq and is a predicted model, not a curated record. Gene Ontology annotation, biological process: positive regulation of cytoplasmic translation. NCBI's taxonomy places the organism in Eukaryota, Euglenozoa, Kinetoplastea, Trypanosomatida, Trypanosomatidae. Gene Ontology annotation, molecular function: translation regulator activity; zinc ion binding; single-stranded RNA binding. The coding region runs from base 1 to 408 and encodes 135 amino acids.
AUGGUCUGCUACCGCUGCGGUGGUGUCGGUCACCAGAGCCGUGAGUGCACGUCUGCUGCGGACUCUGCCCCGUGCUUCCGCUGUGGCAAGCCCGGCCACGUUGCCAAGGAGUGCGUGAGCACGAUCACGGCUGAGGAGGCGCCGUGCUUCUACUGCCAGAAGCCGGGGCACCGCGCGCGCGACUGCCCGGAUGCGCCGCCAAAGUCGGAGACGGUGAUGUGCUACAACUGCUCGCAGAAGGGUCACAUCGCUAGCGAGUGCCCCAACCCCGCGCACUGCUACCUUUGCAACGAGGAUGGCCACAUUGGCCGCUCCUGCCCGACGGCGCCGAAGCGCUCUGUCGCGGAGAAGAGCUGCCGCAAGUGCGGUAAGAAGGGCCACCUCCGCAAGGACUGCCCGGAGGCGUGA